Molecule: messenger RNA, 2553 nt
Organism: Plasmodium coatneyi
Lineage: Eukaryota; Apicomplexa; Aconoidasida; Haemosporida; Plasmodiidae
Exons: 3
Coding region: 1-2553 (850 amino acids)
Cellular component (GO): cytosol
Molecular function (GO): oxidoreductase activity; flavin adenine dinucleotide binding; FMN binding
Source: RefSeq, a predicted model, not a curated record
AUGAUAAGUUCCCCCAGCUGUGACGUGACAGAAGGAUUGAGCGGGCUGAGAAGCAAAAGCGUCGACGAAAUCGCAGAAAUCGUUAAAAGGGCCAAGGAAGCGAAGGAAGCCCAGCUAGCAGAUUCAGACAACUUGAAGGAGAAACAAAACCUAAAUGUACUGAAAACCUUUGCAGAGAACCAGGCGCAUUGUUUCAGCAUAUGUAAGGAAAAUUUACACAAUCGAUUUGAGGAGGACUUGCAAAAGUACCAAAACCUACCCCCCCUUUCGUCAUACCUGGAACCGCCCAACAUGGAGGACGCAGACAGGGGGACAAAAAUUUUACUAGCUUAUGGAUCCCAGUACGGCACUGCGUACGACUGCUGCAGAAUCGUUUUGUACGAAUUGUAUCGAAACUUUCACAUUGACUUCCUUUCCCUAAAUGACGUCAAUUUGAUGAGCCUGCACAAGUACGAAAAUGUUAUUAUAAUUGUUAGCACUACAGGGUAUGGCUGCUACACAAAUAACAUGUCUAAAUUUUGGCUAGCUAUGCAUAGGGCUAACGUAAGGUUUGAUGAAGGUACCUAUUUUCAUCUGUUCGGAUUGGGUGAUAGUGCAUAUGAUAAUUAUAACAUAGUUGCGAAGAAAUUAAAAAAAAAAUUAAAAUCGCUCAAUGGAAAUGUUGUAAAUUACAAUUUAGGGAAUUAUCAACAUCCGUCUAUGCAUUUUUCAAACUUUAAUAUUUGGAAGAAUAAUGUCUAUCAAUUUUUGAUGAGCAGGCAUUCCUCGUUUGAGUUAAACGAGGACGUCCCUCAAUUGUACUACAUCAGGAGGGUACAUCAGUUAGCAUCUGAAGCAAAUAUCGAUGAGGAGGGAAAAUAUAACCACCCGAAGGGGGAACAGCAAAUCGAAAGGGAUUCAUCCAAAAGGGGGGAAGACACGCAUAGUAAAUGUAGUAGCGCUCCCCAAAUUGGUGACUUCCAACCGGAUGACCACUUUUGUAAAAUGUUAAAAUUUUCCAAAUUUGAAAUUUUAAAAAAUGAGAGAUACACAGAUAGAUCCUACUUCCAAGAUGUAAGAUGCAUCGACCUGGUGGCACCACCCUCCCUCUCCUUCAAUGUGAGCAGCUUGUUAAAUGUUCACCCAUUUCUAAACGAGGACAAAACGAAAGAGGUAUUGAAGAUGCUAAAAAUUAAUUAUGAUGAGUAUGUCGUUGUUCAGUACAACUACCCGGAGGGUAAAAAAAGCACCACAGAUAGUGUUCCGAUUAAUAAAAGGAUAAAAAUACUACACCUGUUUAUGUACUUCCUCGAUUUAAGCAAAAUGGUUGCCCCCUUUUUUUUCACCUAUCUAAGUAAAAGAACGACGAGCGAAAUGCACAGGAAGAAAUUUCUACAACUGGCAGACACAAAUCAAAUUGCAGAUUAUUUUUCCUACAUCUAUCAAGACAAAAGAUCCUACUACGACAUUUUCUGCGAUUUUUACAGUUACAUACAAGUCGAUGUGGCGUUCCUGAUUAAUACUCUUCCGAGCACUCAACAAAGAUCCUAUUCGAUAAUGAACCCCAUAGGAUACUACAACUACGUAAAAAUAAAAUUUAACCCCUACCAGUUGUACCUGCAUGCAGUAAACCCCUUUUUUUCAUCCCUGUUGUGCUUUUUAAAAAUCCAUUUUGGAGCAGGAAAUAUUUUGGCUCAAUACACAGAGGAAAUGUGGACGAGGCGUACUUCAACAUUUGUGAACUUCAUGAGGAACAAAUUAAGCAACCGAAGGAACAACCUAAUCGAGUUACUGGUUAGUCUCUACCAAGUGGAAAUAAACAAAAAUAAAAAGUUGGUGGGUCUCUGUUCAGAUUAUUUAGUUAACUCUAAAGAAGGAUCUUUUAUUUACGGGCAAAUUCAGGAUAGCUUAUUGUGGUUUAAUAAAAAUGUCCUCAAUUUAGGCUACCGAAUUGUUUAUAUUUCUACUGGUUCCUCGUUUAGUAGCUUCAUGGGGGUUAUCAGAUACCGCCACGAUUUGCACAUGAAGCGGAAAUCUACACGUACUGGAGGGAGCGAAAAGGAGCAGGAUAGAAUCGCCGCUCCGCUUGUGAAAGAUUUUAUAUUCCUUGGACUUCGCAACAGGUUGCAUGACUUCUACUUCGAAGACGUCCUUCGACAGGUUACCUAUUUCAACUACAUUUUUGUGGCCUUUUCGAGGGACCCCCAAGACAAUUUUUCCUUUCUUAACAGGGAGGUGGAACUGAGUUACGAGCCUAAUGUUAUUAACGGUGACACUGGCGAUCACCUACACAUCGACUACGAAAACGUAAAACAAGUGCUAAGCGAGAAGAAGAAAAAAAUAUACGUAACUGACAUCGUGCUGGCCAUGCAGGACUGCAUGUACGAGCUCCUAACACAGCGGAAUACGAUAUUCCUCGUGUCGGGAAAAUCCCGCCCCUUCGCGCAGAACCUGAUCAAGGCCUUUGGGAACAUCAUUAAGCAGAAGGAGCCACACAGAACGGAGGAGAACAUUAAUUCCUUUUUAAAAAAAAAAGUCGAUGAUUUUUCAAUAAUAGUUGAAUCAUGGUACUAA